Solanum pennellii is the source of this 516-nucleotide messenger RNA. RefSeq names its product protochlorophyllide-dependent translocon component 52, chloroplastic-like. The record is from RefSeq and is a predicted model, not a curated record. The coding region runs from base 1 to 516 and encodes 171 amino acids. Gene Ontology annotation, molecular function: chlorophyllide a oxygenase activity. The transcript has 3 exons. Lineage: Eukaryota; Viridiplantae; Streptophyta; Magnoliopsida; Solanales; Solanaceae.
AUGACAUCCUUCAGAAACUUUGCUGGUUGGGAGUAUAAACUAUUUCCACCAUGGAAAUUUCACCUUGAAAAUAACCCAAUCAUUGAUUCUGAUUUAUAUUUACUUCAUCUUCAGUUCCUUUUGAAGGAGCACAAGCUAAGGGAAAAAGGUUUACAUAAUUGGCAAAAAGUUUGUUAUGUACCAACAAAGGCAGAUGCACUUGUGGUUGGUUUUAGAAGAUGGUUGAUCAAAUAUGAAGGUGCUCAAGUUGAUUGGGGCACAAAAUUUACUGGUGACUUGCAACCAACUCCUUCCAGGGAACAACUUUUGGACACUUGUAGCAAAGCAUAUAAAAGUCUAAAUGCCCUUGAAAUCAUUUUGCAAAUUAUCUCUAUUGCUUCAAGUGGAAUUGCUGCUGUAGCAAAGGAGAGUGUCAUGUCAAUUGUUGCAAGAUAUUCUUUGGUCUUCUUGGCAUUAUUAUGCUUCAUGGCUUCAAGAUGGUUAUCCAAAUUUAUACAGAAGUUUUCAUUUCCAUGA